This is a messenger RNA of Scleropages formosus (Asian bonytongue), 2286 nucleotides long. RefSeq names its product phosphorylated adaptor for RNA export (gene phax). The record is from RefSeq and is a predicted model, not a curated record. Lineage: Eukaryota; Metazoa; Chordata; Actinopteri; Osteoglossiformes; Osteoglossidae. Gene Ontology annotation, cellular component: nucleus. Bases 41 to 1240 code for a protein of 399 amino acids. The transcript has 5 exons. Gene Ontology annotation, biological process: snRNA export from nucleus.
AACUUCCGAUGAAAGUCUGUUUGCUUCCGGUUCACGAGAGAUGGCGGCUUCUGGUGCGGAUAAAAUGGAUGAUCUGGAGGAGGGGGAGAUCUCUGGGUCCGAUUCCGAGUCAGAGAUGGGAACAGCCGUCGCCGAACGAAUGCAGACGCCCACGGCUCCUGCUUUUGCCAGCCAGUCCUCGCAGAGGCGACCGCUUCCGGAGACGGCUCCCUCCGUCACCACUUACCGCAGCUCCGCCGGCGCAGACGCCAGCGACAGUGACUCCGACUCGGACGAGGAGGCCGCCUUAUGGAGGCGGAAACGCCAAAAGUGCUCGCAUGCUGCUCCCCCUGCUCUGCCCCCCACAGUCCCCGCUGGGGGGAUGACCCGCAAGGUGAACAAUAUCUGGGGUGCGGUGGUGCAAGAGCAGAGCCAGGAGGCUGUGGCUGCCGAGCUGGGCAUCCUAGGGAUGGAAGGCGAUCUCAGCAUGAGCAGUCGGCAGAGCGAGACCUACAACUACUUGCUGGCAAGGAAGAUGAUGGAGAAGGAGCAGCAGGAGAGCGGUGGGGGUGAGGCAGACAUGCUGGACAGCCAGCUGGAGGAGUACAUGCAGCAAGGCAAAGAAAAAGAAAAUGGCACGGGGCACCUCAAGAGGAAGCGGCCCCUUAAGGAGAGACUCGGGCCCAAAGCGGUGAUGGACUUCAAGGGUCGCUACGAAAUCACAGAGGAUGACCCUGAGGAUAAGGUCAUAGAUGAAAUUGCACACAGAUUAAUGGAGCCUAAAAUGGAUCUGAUAGAGAGAGUGGUGAAAACCGUUGGGAAAAAGAAAGCUAUAGAACUGCUUUCCGAAACUACUACAAUUGAGCAAAAUGGCGGCCUUUUCACAGUGGAUGGCAGCAGAAGGCGCACUCCCGGGGGUGUGUUCCUCAACCUGCUGAAGAACACACCCAGCAUCUCCAGUGAGCAAAUUAAGGAAAUAUUCUAUGAGGAAAACCAAAAAGACUACAACAACCGAAAGGCUGCCAAGAAGCGGCGUCGACAGGAAGUGUGCAGAAAGAUGAAGCAAGCCAUCAACACUCUGAAUCUUCAGGACCAUGAUGAUGUGUCCCGGGAGACUUUUGCCAGCGACACAAAUGAGGCCUUGGAGUCGCUGGAGGAAUUGCGGGAGGAGCAGCCCGAGCCCGAGCCCAAGCCUGAGCCUGCCUUGGGUACUGAGGACACUCCAGUGGUCUAUAGUUCUAGUGACCUGGAAGUCUUCUGAUACAGGAGAGACUCCCAUGGCUAAGCUCCUCAGCACAUCCUGCAUUUAAACCACAAUCCUCCCUGUUGCAUCUAGGUGUUGUAGAGCAACUAGUGAACAUGGGGAGCAUUUUGUGCAGGCAAUGUGUAUGUUGCCGUCCACUCCACUUGGGUAUUGCGAUUGAAUAUUGUUCAGCAGAAAUCAGUUAGACCAGAGAGCUGGAGCAAUGUACUCCAAGUGACUUGUUUAACUAGGCUUGCUCUAAGUCAGCUCAAGCUGAGAUCUGGCAGGACAGCUGCACCUUAAAUUGAGGUUUGGGCAACAGAGUAACAAUAGACAGCUUUGCCUUUUUAAAUUUUGAAAAUAAAAAGGAUUGCGUGUUUCUGAUCUUUUCUGUGGCUACCAUCCGUUAAAUUGCUGCUCAAGAUAUUUUCUUUUGGUAAUUUUGACCUUUAGAGCACUGGUUGAGGAGUAAUAAUGCUCUUUCAUUGCUUUUCUGACGAAUUGUAGUCAUGCUUUUCCUCUAAUAUAAACAUCUGUGUCUGGGUGGCAUCUGUGUCACUGUGGAACUGGCUGCAUAAAUGUCCUUUUUGUGUUUCAUGUGUUAUGUUCCACAUUCCAUUUUGUAUAGAUUCCAUUAGUCCAAGUUCUGUGUGAUUGCAUUACAUCACAAUGCAGACAUACUAAUCCUUUAAGUGCAUUUCCAAACCAAGCACCCAAUUCUUUGGCAGUCUACAUGAAAUUUAAAGAGUGUGGCUUAAUAGUAAAUUUACAAUGUUGACUUCGUUUAGUCGAUAGGCUUUUUUUUUUUUUUGUUUUUUUUUACUCUUAUUUAGUAACUCUUUAAUUUUGUUGACCAGAGAGCGAUACUGGUGUUUGAAAUAAAAGGGUUUGACUGUUUUAUCAAAUGCUUUUUUUAAAAAAAAAAUGAUUUGUAGUUCUGAAAUUUGUUUUAAGGGGAUUUGUAAAAUACUGUAUGGAAGUCUGUAAAAGUGAGAAUUUGUUCAAAAGGGGCACCAUGGCACUAGUAACUAUGCAAAUUAUCUUUUGCAUCAAUGAAUGAAUGA